This is a messenger RNA of Phycomyces blakesleeanus NRRL 1555(-), 321 nucleotides long. RefSeq lists its product as hypothetical. The record is from RefSeq and is a predicted model, not a curated record. NCBI's taxonomy places the organism in Eukaryota, Fungi, Mucoromycota, Mucoromycetes, Mucorales, Phycomycetaceae. The transcript has 3 exons. The coding region runs from base 1 to 321 and encodes 106 amino acids.
AUGUUAUGUGAGUCCAAUAAAGAAGUACAUUCGAUAUGCUGUAUUAUUCUAAUGCGCUACAACGACUCAAUAAAAGUUAGCUUUUUUAUAAGCUUGGUAUAUACACCACAAUCGAAUAAAAUUCAAACCCCACGAUCCAGAGCGGAUCAUAUAAUUGCAAAUGAACCUGUAUAUACUCCAGCUUCCCAAAUUAUCCGCUUAUCUGAAAAAAAAUCAAGCUGUACAUACUUAAAAGCUAAUGAAACCUCGAAUGGUUGUGCGACGGGACGUGUUAGUUUAUAUGCCGAAGUCGUCCAAGAUAUUAAAAAGAAACUAGAAUAA